GCGACCGGGCUCUUUCGUCCCUGAGGCGAAGGCGGCGGGCCUGCCUUCCGAGGCGAGCGGGGCAGGUAGGCGGCGGAGGGAGCGCUAGAAAGCGGGGGCCUGGAUGCGGGCCGCGGCGUCUUCCGGCUGAGCCAUGGAGAUCAGCCACUCGGUGAAGGAGCGCACCAUCGCGGAGAACAGCCUGGUGCUGCUCCUGCAGGGCCUGCACAGCCGCGUCACCACCGUGGAGCUGCGCGACGAGAGCGUGGCCGUGGGCCGCGUCGUCAACGUGGACGCCUUCAUGAACGUCCGCCUGGGCGAGGCCACCUUCACCGACCGCCACGGCCGCGCCCGCCGCCUGCAGGACCUCUUCAUCACCGGCAGGAACGUCCGCUACGUCCACAUCCCCGACGAGGUGGACAUCCGGGCCACGAUCGAGCAGCAGCUGCAGCUCAUCCACCGCGUCCGCACCUUCGGCGGCCGAGGCAAGGGCAGGACCGAGUUCCUUCGGCCGACGCCGGCGGGCAAGUGAGCGGUCCGGGGGCCACGCGGCAAGACCCGUCGCUCGCUUGGGAAGGCCGAGGCUGCUUCCCCCGCUCGGCCCGACCGAGCAGCUCCCACUCCGGUUCAAAGGGGAAUCCUUCCUUUGGCAGGAUAUAUAGACCCCUGUCUACCAACAAGAACCGUAUUCUCAGCGGCUUUUCUAUUCACAUUCUGUCUCCACCCUGAACUGCUUUUCCCCGCUCAAGAAUAAACUUUUAAGCCUUAAAAUUCAGACUGCAGGGUGGACCUCUUUGAAUCCCCCGUUGAAGCUCUGUAUGGUGGAUGCUUUUGUUUUACAGUAAUUUCUAGUCAGUCAGAAAUGAAAACUGAUUUUGCACCUAAUGGGUUGGAUUUUCUGGAGGUUUUUUUGUGUUAAUUUGUUCCGCUUACAAAAUAAGUAAAGGAUGGUAAGCAAAA
Pantherophis guttatus is the source of this 939-nucleotide messenger RNA. RefSeq names its product LSM10, U7 small nuclear RNA associated (gene LSM10). Lineage: Eukaryota; Metazoa; Chordata; Lepidosauria; Squamata; Colubridae. Gene Ontology annotation, biological process: mRNA 3'-end processing by stem-loop binding and cleavage. Gene Ontology annotation, cellular component: cytoplasmic U snRNP body; nuclear body. The record is from RefSeq and is a predicted model, not a curated record. Gene Ontology annotation, molecular function: U7 snRNA binding; histone pre-mRNA DCP binding.